Molecule: messenger RNA, 1026 nt
Organism: Corapipo altera (White-ruffed manakin)
Lineage: Eukaryota; Metazoa; Chordata; Aves; Passeriformes; Pipridae
Product: gastrula zinc finger protein XlCGF7.1-like
Exons: 1
Biological process (GO): regulation of transcription by RNA polymerase II
Molecular function (GO): RNA polymerase II cis-regulatory region sequence-specific DNA binding; DNA-binding transcription factor activity, RNA polymerase II-specific
Source: RefSeq, a predicted model, not a curated record
UUCAGGAAGAGCACCGACCUCCUCAGGCACCAUCGCAUCCACAGUGGGGAACGGCCCUACACGUGUGGGGAGUGUGGGAUGAGCUUCAGGAACAGCUCCAAUCUGUGCACCCACCGUCGCAUCCACAGUGGGGAACGACCCUACACAUGUGGGGAGUGUGGGAAGAGCUUCAAACAGAGCUCCCACCUGCUCCAACACCAGAUGAUCCAUAGUGGGGAAAGGCCCUACACAUGUGAGGAAUGUGGGAAGAGCUUCAGCCAGAGAUCCACCCUCCACACCCACCGUCGCAUCCACACUGGGGAACGGCCCUACAAGUGCUUGGAAUGUGGGAAGCGCUUCAGCAACAGCACCAACCUCCUCAGCCACCAGCACAUCCACACCGGAGAGCAGCCCUACACAUGUAGGGAAUGUGGGAAGAGCUUCAGGAACAGCUCCACCCUCCACAAGCACCAGCGCAUCCACACUGGGGAGAGGCCCCACAAGUGUGGGGAGUGUGGGAAGAGCUUCAUCCGGAGGGCUGCCUUGACCAAACACCAACGGACCCACCUGUAGGGAAGCCCCGAGUGCCCCGACUGCGGGAAGAGCUUCGGCCGCUGCUCCAACUCCAUCAGCCAUCGGAGGACCCGCGUUGGAUGAUCCACAGGGACCCCCGUUGGGCACAGACCUGGUGACCAACAUUCCUGGUGACCCCUGUUUAGCAGAGACCUGGGGCUGGAAUAGAGUUCAAACCUGGAAGAAGAAGAAGGACUGGCACAUCUGAUGAGAAAGAGAAGACUCCAGUUCCCGGAUAACAUGAAGGUCAGGAUGGUCUCCCCAAAGAAAAACCCUGAGAGACCCCUGGUGUGAAAGGAUGUACUGAGGGAUGGGGCCAGUGAAGGUCCCCCAGCCUUUCUUCACAACCAUCCUGCAGGGUGGGAAUAGGGAACCUUUUUGACCUCUGUGAUUUAUCUGUCAAGAAAGAACAGAUGCCUGUCAUGUUACCCCAAAUUUAGCUUUGUGACUAAAGUAAAUUUAAAACUCCACCUA